AUGCGGGGAAUGGAGGGGACGCGGAAAGCUGCAGGAAUUUUCCCGUUUCAGUUGAGGUCAAAAAUAACAUUGCGGAGGCGGGUGCUAAUGAAGAACUUUAAAAUGUCCCGCCUGCUCUCUGUUGUGGGAACGUGGAGUAGGUCUGCAGCUGAUGAUAUUGAGUGCUUGGGCUGCGUGGCCUUUCUGAUUGGCGACGUCUCCGAAGCGGUAGCUCGCAAGAUGAAGCACCUUCCCCGCAGCGAGGGAGAAACGCGGGCCAGCGUGUUGGCGGACGGGCAUGCGGUGGGCCGCUUUCCAAGGCCCCCCUGCGUGGUUGGGUGCAUGGCAGGUGGAGAUAAUAGAAGAGUAAUAAUCCAGACUGAUCUUCAAGCCGGCGUUCUGUAUAUGCUCAACAAGUGUUUUUUCCCCUUGCUGGACGCGUUCUACGUGGUCGGGGUGCAGCUAACAGAAACUGCCAAGAAAAAAAUAAAAUUUGGGCGGUCCCGAAAUGCUGGCGCCGAUGGGCACAGCGGUGCGGAGAAAGAAGUGACGUUCAAUCGGGCUGCAGGUGGCAAAACACAACACCCACCACACUGCUGCCGGUAA
Trypanosoma rangeli is the source of this 585-nucleotide messenger RNA. RefSeq lists its product as uncharacterized. The transcript has a single exon. The record is from RefSeq and is a predicted model, not a curated record. NCBI's taxonomy places the organism in Eukaryota, Euglenozoa, Kinetoplastea, Trypanosomatida, Trypanosomatidae. Bases 1 to 585 code for a protein of 194 amino acids.